GCCGCGGUGUCCACGUGACCCACCCUUUCCCCACAUCUGGAAAUGGGCGGCGAGCGACGCUUCGUUUCUUCGGCGGUCGCUGCAAAUUUCCGGGUCUCGCGCGCGGCCAUCCAACCUGCUUGCUGCCAUCUUUCCAUGCCCCCCACGGCUGCGCGACCUACUACUGCGAUUCAACGCGAACCCGGGUGACGCUGCGGUCAGCUGUCGUCGUCAUGAAUCCGUCUCUUCGAUCCAGCCCUGCCUUUUCGAGGGCAUCCUCUGCCCUGGCCCUGCGUUCUGCUGGUGGUCUUCCCCGCACGACGGACCUGGCUCGUCGGUAUGCGACCCAGAGCGAUAUGGGUCGGGGUGCCUCGGGGCCUGCGACGCCCCGGAGAAGGAACGUUACCGUCCUGUCGGACGACGGGCGAUACGAGUGGGGGGAGCUGAGCGGGCGGGAAAAGGCCGCUCGGGCAACGCAGCAGUCGUUCAACUUUGUGGUGGUCUUGGCGGGUGCGGUGUUGACGGGAGGAGUCUUCUACCUCCUAUAUACCGAGGUCUUCUCCCCGAAUAGCAGGACGUGGCAGUACGAAAAGGCCGUCGAACGCAUCAAGAACGACUCGCGGUGUACGGACUUGCUCGGAGAUCGCAGGGAGAUUACAGCUUUCGGAGAGAAUACGGGGAGCAGGUGGGCGCGGAACCGUCCAAUUGCGAGCUCGAUUGACAAGGAUCGCUUGGGUCGCGAACACUUAAAGAUGAACUUCCAUGUCGAGGGACCUCGCAACUCGGGCGUUGUCUUUGUGCACAUGAUCAAGUCUCAUGACCAAAAUGACUGGCAAUAUCAUCUUCUUGCGUUGGAAGUGAACGGUCACUCGCGGAUUGUGCUCGAGCAGGCUCCUGAGAAACCAGGAGUUGGCAAAGCAUUGAAGCUCCUCGGUAUUCAGUGGCGUUAACUCACAACUUUAUAUACCACGGAAACUGUGUGCUGCAUGGCGUACGCCACGAAGUUGGCAUUACUUGUUCCGAUAGCGGAACUGAGAUGCCGAAUCUGCUUACAUUUGGCUGACGGGCAAGAAUGUCGCCUAGUCAAACCUAUCGCAGCUUUGGGGCCAGGAGACCAAGCUGCUGGUAAACCUAGAGAGCGGUCUGAAGAGGGGUGUCUUCUCUGACUGUCCUAUCAUUGUAUCAUAGUGUAUUAUUCAUCAAGAUGACUAGGUUAUUUAUCUACAUAGCAUAUUUGCAAUAGCCAUUCAGUGCUUAUGUCAUGAACAAGAU
Messenger RNA from Aspergillus melleus, 1251 nucleotides. It is a transcript of the gene tim21, whose product is annotated as protein tim21. Gene Ontology annotation, biological process: protein import into mitochondrial matrix. NCBI's taxonomy places the organism in Eukaryota, Fungi, Ascomycota, Eurotiomycetes, Eurotiales, Aspergillaceae. Bases 213 to 929 code for a protein of 238 amino acids. The record is from RefSeq and is a predicted model, not a curated record. Gene Ontology annotation, cellular component: TIM23 mitochondrial import inner membrane translocase complex. The transcript has 5 exons.